Molecule: messenger RNA, 1407 nt
Organism: Sitophilus oryzae (rice weevil)
Lineage: Eukaryota; Metazoa; Arthropoda; Insecta; Coleoptera; Curculionidae
Exons: 6
Coding region: 87-1196 (369 amino acids)
Source: RefSeq, a predicted model, not a curated record
GACAUUUUACCACUCAUCUGACAGUACAAAUUUCUGUAAAUCUUAUUCCAUACUCUUAUCACAAAAAUUUCAGUUUAAAAAUCAUAAUGAGCAUAACGUUAACACUGCAUUUCAUCAGCACCAUGUGCAGGGAAGUAAUUUCCCAGCACGAUAUCACCCUGAAUUUCCCGACAUUUCCCAUCUAUCACAAGUUAGUGGACGAUAUGUACGAUACGUGGCCAUCGUUUCCCGAGGAAAACCUUUGUAUUUAUUGGCGAUAUUCAGCCGGAAAAUUUCUGGAAAUUGUCGAUUAUUUGUCCUUUUUCACGUUUCUCAAUUUGAUGGUCGAACCAAAAUUGUACGUGGUGGUAAAAGACUGCGAUAAAGUCUAUACCUACAUGCAAGAAUUCUUUGAGAUGCUCGAUUUGAUCGAGCUAAAACAGGAAAAAGAAACACAAAGAAACAAAUAUGACUUGAAAUCAGAAGCUGACGAGAUUCAGGAGAAAAUCGACCAAUGCCAACAGUCUUUGGAGCUUAACUUCAACUUGGAAGAAGUUGACAUUCAGCAUGAUGAUAUUCUUCGCUUCGCCCUGAGAAAGAUGCCUAUCGAACGGUGCUACACCAGAGAUGUGUGUUCUGGCUAUAGCUUACUGGACUGUCUUAGAAAAGCUAUGAAAGGUCGCAUCAUCAAUUGUUCGCCUCAUCAAGACAUUUACUUCGUAGAACCCCAUUCUAAAAAUGAGGGCAACAACCUGGAAAACCUAUUCGUCUCUCCGGCAGGCAGGGAGAUGCUCAAAUACAAGCCCAGCGCCAAGUUGAAACCCAAGAUUAAUCCAAAUCUGGAGUUUUUCACGACGAUUCAGAACGCCAACCGACAAUCAACCAGUCUGGGCAACGACAACAGCAAUAAAUCUGACGAUAAGGCCGCGAUUACGUCAUCGGCUGCGCCCGUCACGUCAUCGCCGGGCCAUCCGUCAACGUCAACGACGAUGACAUCGACGAGUUCGGACAGCAGGAGGAGUAGUAUAGACUUAUACGAGGAAGCGGCCGCCAUAUUGGGACUGAGCUGUGCGCAGACUGACGAUUGUCGAUGUAUAGAAUGUCAGUGUCACUACUUCGACUUCGAGGAGGAAAUUGAUUUUCCCGCCGCCAACGUGGCCAAUGAUUACGGCCCGCUGCUCAACGUCGACCACAGCUCGUCCUGCUCCAUCCAAUAGCCUCCAAGAUUGGAUCGGUGAAAGUGAUAAUGUUUGUUCUAAAAUAUAACUAGACUAACCAUCCUAACGCUACGCUGUACGUUUACUAGCAGAAAUAUUGCAAACACAAAUAAAAACAGCAUACUAAUAAAAAAAAGUGAAACUUCUUACUAACAGUUAAUAGCUGUUGGUAAGAUUAAAGGAUUUAAAGGACAUGUUUCAAAAAGUGACA